Dermatophagoides farinae (American house dust mite) is the source of this 1488-nucleotide messenger RNA. Lineage: Eukaryota; Metazoa; Arthropoda; Arachnida; Sarcoptiformes; Pyroglyphidae. The record is from RefSeq and is a predicted model, not a curated record.
UCAUUUGUUUUGUUUCAUGGUUAUAUUUGUUAAAACAAAAAAAAAAAUGUCCCUUAAAGAUAUCGAUAAAUUCAUCUCACAAUUUGUUCAUAAAUGUACCCAAAUAAUUGUUCAAUCACGUCUUGGUAAUGAUCAACGUACACAAACUAAAUGUAAUCCAAAUGGUAAAGAUUGGUUCAAUCUGGAUAUUGUCGAUAUGAAAGAUGUAUAUGAUAAUGCACAAAAAUGUUUAAAACAUUUAUCCAAUGGUCAACAAAUGUUUUUCAUACAAAAAGAAUGGAAAAUUUGUUGUGAAAUAUUAUUGAAAAAUGCCGAUAAUAUAUCGAUUACAUUAGAAUAUUGGAUAUUUGCCAAUCAUACAUUGAUUAAUGAAAAAGAUUUUGAACAAAAACAUUUGGAUGAAUAUUCACAGAAAGUAUAUGAAAUAUUUAUACGUAUGAGUAAUAUGAUUAAAUCAUUAAUAGUAUUGACACGUUCGACGCCUGCAUAUCGUCUUAGUUCAAAAGGUCAAAGUGCUGAUUCUUAUGUCAUUUGUUAUCGUAUUUAUCCAUUGGUAUUGAAAAAUUAUACAGAUUUUAUUGACCGAUUAACUGAUCAAAAUCGUCAUUAUUCACCAUUGAAAACAAUCGGUGUUAUACGUAGUGAAUUGAAUGAAUUAUCAUUAUCAUUUAUUUAUCGAACCGAUAUGAAUGUAACAAGUGAAUCUGAGAUUGAAAAUCUAACACAACAAUCAGAUGAAAUGAUGAUGCAAAUAAACAAUUAACAAAACAACAACAACAACAUGAUGAUGAUGAUGAUGAUUCAAUUAUCAAUGAAAGAUGACCAUUUUAAAAUCGAUCUAACCAAUGAACCAUUGGAUAUUUUUGAUAUAAUAAAACCAUUGAAUCCAGCAUUUGCAACAAAAAAAUCGAAUAAUUUUGAAACCGAUUUCAAUAUACCAUUCAGUUCAUUAUUAUCAAUGUCAAAAGAAAUUGAAAUGAAAAAUCUAACAUGUGAUGAUGAACAACAAUCAUCAACAAAUAUUAUGACAACGACAACACCAAAAUCAUCACCAUCAUCAAAUCCGAUAAAGAUACCGUCAACAAAAAUGAUGAAAUCACAAUCACAAUCAAUAAAAUCACCUACAUCACAACAAAUUUAUUCAACAUCAAACGAUAGUUUUGUAUUUGUCGAAUUGAAUGCACCAUUUGCAUCGGAAGAAAGUCUUUUACAUUCAUUUUUUCAUGGUCCAUCGCCAACAUUUUUACAUCGAUCAAAUGAUUGUGAUUCAAUCAACGAUAUGGAUGAAUUGAGCAUGCAAUUAGCCGAACUAGAAUCGGCGGCAACACAAAUCGAUAGUUUUGUUGAAUCAAUUUGUGUAUCAAAUGAAAAUGAAGAUUUGAAAUUUGAAACCUAAACCUAUUGAAAUCAUUACUUUUCCUACUCAUCAUCAUCAUCAUCAUCAUCAUCAUUUGUUUCCAGUCAUACUCAUUAUCAUCUUCAUCGUGA